GCAAUAUGGCGUCUGCUUGUUGGUGUCGGAGGUUGCUGCUGCUGCGGCUGCUACUGCUGCUGCGGAUGUGAGGCUGACUGACGGUGACGGUGGUGUUGUUCUGCGACAGAGUCAGAGUGCGGCCUCAGGGCAGGUCGUGAUGCCUCGCGACUUGGACGGCGCCGUGGUGCUGCAAGGGCUCGGAAGAUCAGUGGAGCAAGUGACAAGGUGACAGACUCGCCAUGGGUGCGAAGGCAAGCACUGCGACCGCGAAUGCGAAUGGCGACGGGGUCGGGGGGCCCAUGGGGGGCCAUGGCCAUGGACCCAGCACCAGGUCCCGCACCUUCUCGGCCAGCAGCAGCGCCGAAGUGGUCGGCACGGGUGUCGCCGGCAGCGUGAGUGGCGUUGGCCACGUCCCCGCGGGCCUCAGCUUCCUCAGAGUGCACACGGACAGACAACGAGAGCGGGCACGGUCCUUGUCCAGUGUGCCGACCCUGGACAUGAGCAGCCCGACGGCCAUGGCCUCCACCAUGAGCCACGACAUGGCCCUGCACGGGCUGGCCCACGGCGUGCCCGGCAUGCCGCACGGCCACCAUGCCAUGGCGCACCACGGCGUCUACGACAUCUCCGAGUCCGCGGAGUCUGACAGCAGCUCGCUGUCGCACGAAGAGCACGCCCUGGACGGGCUGAACCUGGGCAGGGUGUACGCCGCGCACUCCCUGCCGACCAACAUCUGGUCACUCAACGGUAUCAAGUGCCCCGUUUGUUCGAAAUUCGUUCUCUCGGAUGACAUUGAGUGCCAUAUUGUCAUGUGUCUAACCAAGCCACGUCUUUCAUACAACGAGGAUGUGCUUACCGAUGAUAAAGGAGAAUGUGUCAUUUGUUUGGAGGACCUAUUACAAGGGAACACUAUAGCUCGUCUGCCAUGUCUAUGCAUCUAUCAUAAAAACUGCAUUGAUCGGUGGUUUGAAGUGAAUCGCUCGUGUCCAGAACACCCAGGUGACUAAGUACAGUUCAUCUACGGCUGUGUGUUGCCACCCAGGCUGUGUACCAGGCUAUCUUCGGCCUGCGGCUGUGCCUUCGGCUUUGUGGUUUCAAUUAAAUGUGUUCCUGAUUUGUUUUGAGGCCACAAACAACUUAGACUGAAGUGAGGACAGUACAAAAAUCUUGGUUGCUUGGCUUGGACUUACUUACAAGCAGCAACUCAAGCCUGCCCGCUCAAUAUUCAAUGUGCUAGUGAACUCAUGUGUGUGCACGAUUUUCUGCAAGUUCAAUGCCCAAGAAGAAGGAGAAGAAGUCCAAGAAACCAUUUAGUUCAACAGUAGUACUUUUGGAAAUAUUGUGGAUUCCUUUUUAUGUAUUUGCAUCACUUGUGCAACUUUUACCAGUUCAUGAUGGAUACUUUUCUUUCUUUCUUUCUUUCAUUUAUUUAAAUCGACUGAAUUGUGAAAAAAUUAUAGCUGUAUGGUGGAGGAAGAAGAGAAAUUUUCGUUUAGACAAAUGUUGUGCAGGAAAAAUAAACAUAAAUAUACAGAUAUAUAUAUUGUAUAAAAGUACAUUUGAUGGUUGAUUUCUGUUUGCUAAUUUAUCCAUUUCGUUCCUGUUUAUAUUGCAGCUGUCUUUGUCUACAAGAGCGGUAUUCGUAACACACGCGCUUUUAUUGAGUUCAAAUCUGUUUUGAGUAGGUUGUCGUGAGGUUUGGGGUUGGGGAUAUCUAGUUCCAUCAUACUGUUGUUCUUACUCAUUUUAUCGUUUGGUUUUAUUUUAUUUAAAAAUUUUCUGCUGUAUGUUAGAUUCUUCCUCUUACAUUAACUUCCAAACUGUUCAUUUGUGUGCUAAAAUCAAUGUGAUGUGAGGGUUGAUAAAUGUCUGCUGAUGCAGAUUUAAAAUUAAUUCUUAAUUCUCUUGCUAUGUUACUGAUAAAUGUUAUGGAUUUGUGACAGAAAUAUUUUGUUUAGCUAUUAUGUUUACCAUUGUUAUGAUUGUGAUUACUUUUACCAAUUUAACUUCUCAUUUGUUAUUGGACAUCAAUGUCCCUAAGUUUUAGUGCAGUAUAAUAAUGUAAUAUUAAAUGCAUUAAGUCUA
This is a messenger RNA of Thrips palmi, 2064 nucleotides long. Its product is annotated as E3 ubiquitin-protein ligase ZNRF1. NCBI's taxonomy places the organism in Eukaryota, Metazoa, Arthropoda, Insecta, Thysanoptera, Thripidae. The coding region runs from base 222 to 986 and encodes 254 amino acids. The record is from RefSeq and is a predicted model, not a curated record. The transcript is spliced from 4 exons.